AUGGCAGAAGCUCACGCCAAAGAUAGCAACCAUCUGUACAUUACGGUCGCCGAUGGGUCAAACCAUUCUUACAAGAUUGCAUGCACCCCCAAUGGGUGGAAAGAGAUCACUCUCGGCAGGGGAUGGCAGAGGUUCUAUCAUGAAUACAAGCUAAAUCCAUCUAACAUUCUGCUGUUCAAGCACAAGGGCAGAGACGACUUCAGCGUUCGCAUCUUUCAGUCGCCGGGUGUGGAAAGGACGUAUGAUACGUCGGGUGAUGACUCCGGCGACGAAACACCCCCCCAGACGCCCAGGAAACGCACAAGCCCUACUGAAGCGCCCCGGCGUCGAAUGGGAUGUAUCAAUGUCCCCAGGAGCUCCGCUGCAGCUGAGGUGGAGCAGACUUUUCAGUCGGAGCACCCCUUUUUCAUCAUGCACAUCACAAAAAGGCUAUUGGGCAUCCACUUCCUGCCAAAUGUGCCGCACUUUGGAGACGACGUCAACGAUGAUGCCCUUGUAAAUCUGAGAGCGGGGGAGAUCUCCGUCCAGGCAGUCUACGGAAGAUACGUUGGCAAAAGAAGGCGCAAUUGUGGCAGCAUUAGUCAAGGGUGGGGGAAUUUCUUGAGGAAGUGCAACAUAACUGUACCAAAGCUGGCCGUGUUUGAGAUCUCCCGUACCCAACCAGAGGUGGAGCUGUUGGUCCAAUUUGUUGAUUUUGAAUGA
Arachis duranensis is the source of this 702-nucleotide messenger RNA. RefSeq lists its product as uncharacterized. Gene Ontology annotation, molecular function: DNA binding. NCBI's taxonomy places the organism in Eukaryota, Viridiplantae, Streptophyta, Magnoliopsida, Fabales, Fabaceae. The record is from RefSeq and is a predicted model, not a curated record. Bases 1 to 702 code for a protein of 233 amino acids. The transcript has 2 exons.